Canis lupus familiaris (dog) is the source of this 1164-nucleotide messenger RNA. It is a transcript of the gene CE9, whose product is annotated as CE9 protein. Lineage: Eukaryota; Metazoa; Chordata; Mammalia; Carnivora; Canidae. The record is from RefSeq and is marked provisional.
CUACCUUUGAUCAAAUCUACCUUCAGUUCCAUGGGAGGCUUUGAGGGUCAUCUGUACCCAGGGCUGUCUCUCUUCUUCUAUGGACUUUAUCAUGCACGACUAGUAUCAAGGGCCUUGAUAUGCAACCACCCUGUCCAGUAUCGGCCAUGUCAUCCCUGGAGAAAAGGAAGAUGGGCAAGGCUGCAGCAAAUAUACUAUGUUGGGCUGGUGAAGAUAUUAAGUGCCUUCAUUUUAGCAGCACAAGAGCUGCAUAACGUACAUGGACAAUUUGUACUUAUCAGCAAGAUAUAUCAUCAGAGAAACUUUUUGUACCGCAAACAGUGGCAGCAUCUCACUCUGUAUAUGACUUUCUUCCUGAGCGGGUGUACGGAUGUAGUGAGCCAGAACCUGCUGCCCCAGAGGUGUGCUGCUCUGGAGCAAGGUGCCCAAGCCCUGGGCAUAUUUUUAUUUCUGCCUCUCAUGAUGUCUCACAUGCAGGACUCAGAAGGUGUGGAGCUACAGUCUCACAUCCUGCUUACUCAGGCCAUGUUCCUGCUGGUGCUGGUGGUGAUUGCAGAGCUGUGGGCUCCCAAUAUGCUGCAGCUUUGGGUUAUGAAGGCCUUUUUUUAUAUGAUGAUAGGCUCUUGGCUGAUUCAGAUAGGCUUUAUGCUGUACAAACCAAUUUCUGGCUAUAAAUGGAUGGAUGAUGACAAAAACAACAUUAUAUUUGUCACCACCUUCUUCUGCUGGCAUGUGGCUUUCAUUGCCAUUUUAAUGAUCUGGGUCUAUGGCUUCUCCUUUUUGUGGUAUUAUUACAUUUGUUGAGGUAUGAACCUUGGUGAUCCCAGAAUGGCUUUUGUCACCUGCACAUUCUGGAAUACCUAGAUGAGAAGUUGUAGGAAGUGGAGGUGUUAGAAAGGAAGAUGACUGAGGCAACAGACUUUGUUGGGAUGGACAUCCACCUCUCCCCUUCUGGCUUCUGAGCAGUCUCAUCUGCUGCGCAGUAUGCUGGGACAGGCAAAUGAAACCCAAGAAGAAGUUAUGACCUUCACUCUCAGCUCCCCAAGUAUUUCCCCUACCUCUCCUACCUCUCAAUUCCAGAUGAGGCAUUCUCCUUGUCUUGUUCUUCUCUGUACUCUUCACAUCCCUCCUAGGAGAAUAUGAAAAUAAAUGUGCUGUAUCCUG